CUUGGAUUUUUUUUCUUCAGAAAACCAGAAACUUUUUUUCUUAAGUUUCGUGGUUUCUCAUCAAAACUGGAACAAUUUUUUGUUCAUUUAAUGAUCUGGGGGGCUUAGUGUUGUUUAGUUUUAUUGUAUUAUGAUUUUUUUCUGAGUCAAGGAAUUUUUAUUGAUCAUUUAUUUAGAGGAAGAGAGAGAGAUGGGUUGCUUUUCUUGUUGUUUAACAGCUGAUGAUGGUGGUGGUGAUGAAAGUAGGUUUUCAUUGAAGAAGAGCAGCAAAAAAAGUCACAAUGCAUCAACUCUGGAGGCUAUUGUUAAGAACAUGUCCCUGAAAUCUGACAGCAGCAGGCAUAGGAUAAUAGCUGCGGAGUUGCAAAAAAUUGGGAACGGCAAUGCUAACGCCACUAAAACUUUCACGUUCAAGGAGUUGGCAAAUGCUACUAAGAACUUCAAAACAGAAUGUCUAGUGGGUGAAGGAGGUUUCGGAAGGGUGUAUAAAGGAUUUAUCAAAAGCACAAACCAAGUUGUGGCAGUAAAACAACUCGAUAGAAAUGGGUUGCAAGGGAACCGGGAAUUUUUGGUGGAAGUUUUGAUGUUGAGUCUUGUUCACCAUCCAAAUCUUGUUAAUUUGGUCGGGUAUUGUGCUGAUGGAGAUCAAAGGAUUUUAGUCUACGAGUACAUGCCAUUGGGAUCUUUGGAGGACCAUCUUCUUGAUUUACAUCCCACUAAGAAGGCGUUAGAUUGGAAUACCAGGAUGAAGAUAGCUCAAGGCGCAGCAAAAGGGCUUGAAUAUUUGCAUGACGUAGCGAACCCCCCAGUCAUUUAUCGUGAUUUUAAAGCAUCAAAUAUAUUAUUAGACGAGAAUUUCAGUCCAAAACUCUCUGACUUUGGUCUUGCUAAACUUGGUCCAACUGGAGAUAAGAGUCAUGUCUCAACGAGGGUAAUGGGAACCUACGGCUACUGUGCACCAGAGUAUGCUUUGACGGGUCAAUUAACAACCAAGUCGGAUGUUUAUAGUUUUGGAGUUGUGUUCUUAGAGAUCAUUACAGGACGAAGGGCUAUCGAUAAUUCUAGACCAGCAAAUGAACAAAAUCUUGUUACUUGGGCACAACCACUAUUUAAAGAUCGGAGGAAGUUUACAUUAAUGGCUGAUCCACUGCUUGAAGGGAAUUACCCUAUAAAGGGUUUAUAUCAAGCUCUUGCAAUUGCAUCUAUGUGUUUACAAGAAGAAUCUACUACUCGACCUUUAAUAAGUGAUGUUGUAACAGCUCUUGAAUACUUGGCUGCACCAAAACAAGAAGAAGAGGGAGGAGGAAGCUCACAUCAUACAUCUAAAUCUCAUUCUUUCCAGAGUAAUAAUGACGGUGAAGAUUCAGAAGAUGAUAAUGGUAGUUCACAGAAUGAUGAAGAUGACAAAGAAGAACACAAAUGAGACAUUGUGAUGAAACCGUAGCUUUCGGAUAUCGAGAUCAGAGAGAUAAACUGAUUCCUGUUCCUACCAGCUCUACCAAAUUGUGGAUUAUACUUGUAACUAGUGGUACCGAGUACUUUUGGAACUCGAAUGUAAUUAUUUUCGCUGUGACUUAACGUGAGAUGUGUUGCUUAAAUUUCAGCACUGAUGUAUAAAGACAAAUGUUCAAAUUCAUAUCAUAUGUAGCAGACAAGCUUAACUGGCUGUAAUGUUUAACAUAAGUAGCAGCGCCAAUCUUUUCCUUCU
Messenger RNA from Papaver somniferum (opium poppy), 1708 nucleotides. RefSeq names its product probable serine/threonine-protein kinase PBL23. The record is from RefSeq and is a predicted model, not a curated record. The transcript is spliced from 5 exons. Gene Ontology annotation, molecular function: ATP binding; protein kinase activity. Lineage: Eukaryota; Viridiplantae; Streptophyta; Magnoliopsida; Ranunculales; Papaveraceae. The coding region runs from base 191 to 1423 and encodes 410 amino acids. Gene Ontology annotation, biological process: protein phosphorylation.